Messenger RNA from Pelodiscus sinensis (Chinese soft-shelled turtle), 2117 nucleotides. Lineage: Eukaryota; Metazoa; Chordata; Testudines; Trionychidae. The record is from RefSeq and is a predicted model, not a curated record.
GGGCGCUUCACAGCACCUGUGUCUGGCAUCUACCAGUUUUCAGCCAACGUCCACAUCGACCAUAGUGAGCUAAAGAGCAAAGUGCAGCUCCGAGCCAGAGACAACGUCCGUGUGCUGAUCUGCAUCGAAUCCCUCUGCCAUCGAUACACAUCUUUGGAAGUCAUUGCUGGUCUGGAAAGUAAUAGCAAGAUCUUCACUGUUUAUGUGCAUGGAUUGCUACAGCUACAGGCUGGACAAUACACUUCAAUAUUUGUGGACAACAGCGCAGGAGCUUCCAUCACAAUUCAGAAUGGAUCGGAUUUCAUGGGCAUGUUUAUGGGCAUCUAACCUGGAUGUCGACCACAGGUUGGGUGGGGAAGGACAUGACUCCAGGAGCCUUGCAACACACACUUGACUGAAGAAACCUUUACUUUGACCCUAGAGGACUGCUCCCUGUUAGCCAUUGGCAUUUCUAAUACAGUGAAAUAAAGAGCGUUUCCUUCCACCGACACUCAACUUGCUUUUCAGAGGUUGCUGCUGUUAAAUGUCUACAUCAGUUCUGCCUACAAAUAUACUUUAAAUAAUAAUAAUAAUUAAAAAAAGAACUGUAUAUUAUUUAAAUUGUCUGUGCUUCACCAAAAGUUCACAGCACAAUAUACCAAGGUCUGAAAAGUGUUACGUAAUAACUAUCUGCAUAACACAAUAGAGCUUGCAUCCAGCAUGUCUUGGGAAUUGAUGGGUUUGCUUUGAGUUUCUUUGCAGACUAGCUAACAAAAAGAUGGAUUCUUUGUAUUUGGGAGGAAGAAGAUAGGGAUUUGCCAGCAAACUCUGCUAAUAUCAUGCUUUGGACAAGCUGAAACCCCCCAUCUUCCCUCCCGACUCUUGGAUGACUGGUACACAGCGUGCUGACUGCUUUAACUAUCAUCAAACUCAAGCAUUUCCCACUGUAAUUCUGGGGGCCCAAGGACUUAAGCAGAAUUGUUACUUUGUGUCCAAGUCGUUCCGUAAUCUCUUGACGAAGCUGAACAUUUUGUGUUGGCUGCAGGAUGACUUUUUAGGGCAAGACAAACAAGCAAGGGCAACAGUUCUAGCCAAUUCCCUGCUUCCUUAUAUUCUUAUGUUUUAGUAAGAGAUAUAUGUAUAUUUUUAGUCACAUCCAUAGAUGCAGCAUCGCUGGGACACCAUAUAUUAAGUUGUAAACAUGUCAGGUACACAGUGCUAGUUGCCAACAGAGCUGGAAAAGGCUGGGGAUCAGAGGCCCAGACUGACCAUGUGAAAGCUGUCAUUUCAUUUGGUGCUAAUUAGAUGGUGUAAUUGAUGAAAAUGCAUGAUUGAUAACAGGGAGUGCCACUCUCCAAGCUAAUGCAAGCACCAUUUAGGACUCAGCUAAGUCCUGUUUCAGAGGUCUUGUGAAUCUCCCCCGGAAGGCACCGAAUGAGCAGCUCACAGGAUCAGUGCUUGUCCAGACUCUAGUUUGCACAGGUUGGUGUCUUAAUAGGACCUGUAACUCCCAAAUUCAGGCAUUCUCUGUUGCUAAGGUGUGAAGUCCUGAUGCUUCUGAAGUCAAUGGGAGUUUUGACUUCAACGGGGUCAGGAUUUUCACCCAUGAAUGUGGAGAUGCAGAGUCCCUGUGGCCCAAAAAAGCAAAUUUGUUGCACCUGGGUGUUGGUUCCAGGUUCAAUAGGUGGGAUUUAGUUAAUGCAACCCCGGCAGAGAAAUGGCGCAGUCAGAUAACUCUAAAGAGACAUUGGCAAGGUAAAAAAGAGGCUUGAUGAUCCUUUUAACAUUGAUCUCAGCAGAUGAGAAAAUAAAGAAGAAAGAUUCCAAAUCCCUUGUUUUGGGGUGUUGUAUUUUUCUAAUCAACCACUCUUCUCCCCAGGCCAUGAAUGCAAAGAACCAAAGGAUCCCAUUUUUAUGGCCCCAGCAGAAAUACAGUCAACUCUUCCCUCUGCUGUUUCUAUGGAAGGAGAAAACCAAUGUUUCUCCACGCUCCAGUGAGGCUGGAGCAUACAGAAGAUUUAUUUACUACGCUGUGGGGAAAGUUGCUGUACAACAGAAAUUGAUUCUUUUGUAUCAGUUACUUCUAAACCCAGGGGCUGUGUCUAGACUACAUGGCUCUGAUGACGGAGCCAUGUAGA